Molecule: messenger RNA, 9876 nt
Organism: Ceraceosorus guamensis
Lineage: Eukaryota; Fungi; Basidiomycota; Exobasidiomycetes; Ceraceosorales; Ceraceosoraceae
Exons: 7
Coding region: 501-9545 (3014 amino acids)
Biological process (GO): regulation of GTPase activity
Source: RefSeq, a predicted model, not a curated record
UUGGAUCUCUUCUUGCGUUUAUGAAGAACGCCAAACCCGCGGCCCCGAUUCACUCAAGACUCUUGAUUCAUCCUGCUGAUUGCAAUCGACAGACUGAUGAGCCGGAUGCGCUGACUUCGAUCCCGCAGCAUCCCUCCAACCAAAGACGAGGUAUAUAGCGAUAGACUUGGAGCACGCACGACUGAGCACGCGGCCUGCCAGGCUCGCUCACCAUCAUAGGCGCGCUCCUUCCUGCCUUCUGCUCGAUCUCCCUUCCCUCAAGACUUUAAUUGUUUGUCCUGGUCUAUUCUACUUCAAUCCUUCGUCAAGCGCUCUCGGUCUGGGAGCGGAGCAGCCUAUUGCGGCCACAAUAAGUUCGAACGUCCUCGUUGGGACCGAGCUAUCACUCAAGCCCACCCGGACGCCUUCGGCAGUCACGGGGCCAUUCACCAUCACGUCCGACAAUCCUGUAGCGCACACACCCCUUCUCUCUACACCAUCCCUGUUGCGUUCCGCCUGUGAUGUCAGGCUACACAGAUCUUGCCAGCGGAUCUGGUAGCGGUCGGCCACUCCCGAGCGGUUCUUCUGCCCAUUCUCACAGCUAUUCUCAGUCGGUAUCGCAUCAUGCGCCUCAUACCUCAGUGAGCGGCGGAUCCACGCUUGGCGUCUCUGGCUUUGGACAGGGCGGUGGAUUGUACGGACUUGGAGCUGCAGCUAGCCAACAGGAAAGCAUGAUUUCAGGUUUGAGUGGCGCUGGACAUAGCGAAGCUGGCAGCAAUGGUCUUCCGGUUCCUCAAUCGCAGCACAACUCCAGCCAAUUACUCAUAGCUAGCAUCGUCCAACGCCUUGUCAACAGGCUGCCAUACAACUCUGGAUGGAGGCUCGCAUCUUUAGAGGAAGAGCAGCUUGUGCGGUCUUGCGUCGCGAACCUCGUAGACCUCAGUCAAUAUCAGCUCGCGAGCGUGGUCAAAGAGCUGCUUGCCGUUCUCGAGAACUUGAACAAGUCUGUCCAAGUGGCGCACGAUGACAAAGUCAGCGUGGAUGCGAUGCAGUCGCAGCUGUUCAUGCUGCAAGUCCUGCUCGCUUGCCUUGUCCACCACUGGCGCACUCAGGGCGGACCCGAGGAUCCCACUCAAAGUGAGAGUACCAGCUCUGCAACGGCCACGUCAAGCUCACAAUCGGCACAUCAGCGCCGAGGAUCGCUGGCACCCACCGACUCAAGAUCGGCAGAGAUAGCUGGCGUGGCCAAGGGGUGGAAUGAUCCUCCCCCGAUGGAAGAUGGCGUAGCAAAGCACAUUCUCAGUUUGAUGGUCAUGUACCUACGGCAGAGUGUGGCGAAGGAGGAAGCCAUCCAGACGGGCACUGGCGGCUCGGACCAUUUGGAGGGGCCACGCAGCAAAUCAGAUGGUGGCUUGCGUGCAGGACAGAGCGAUCGAGCGCUGCGAGAUGCCCAGCGUGGCUACAUAAGUUCUACUCAGAGUGGCAAAGGCAUCGGCUCUUGGGAGGAGCAAGAUGGAAAGGACCGCGCAGGAUCAGCAGGCAGUGGAUUAGGUAGCUCUGCCGCGGCUGCUGGCUCACUGGACUCUGAUUGGACGAGCGGUUCGGGCUCCGACGUAGCCUCACUUUCAGUGCUGGGCCUCUUCAAUGGAAAGGGUCUCUUCGUGCUCUACCCAACCUUUCCGCCCUCAAGAGCACCUUUUCAGCGUUCUCCGCACGUGCAUCUCUAUCAGAACCCCCAGCGGCGCGUUGUGCUUCAAGGGCAAAAGGCGGACAAGGAUCAGGACUUCUUUGCCUGGGGCGAUCGGAGUGGGGAGUCGCUCGACAACGCCGUCGCGCUGACCAAGGGCAUCUAUCGCGCGGCGGGCCAGAUCGUCUUCUAUCUAAGUUCUAGUAACUGGCCGGUAGUCUUCGCGCGGUAUCGCAACAGGGUGCAGUACCUCAGCACCACGGUGGAAGACUCCCCAAACACCGCUGAACUUCGCCUGCUGGAAUGCAGCAAUAUGCAGCGUGCGCGGCUCAGCAACCUCAUUCAAGAGCUCUGCACCACCUUCCUCCAUCUCAAGCGCACUGCUCAGCACACAAUGGCUUUGGUCGUUCGCCGCGGUGUCUGGUCUUGGAUACAGUAUCAUCCGGCCGAAUUUGCGCAUCUAUUUGGAACGGGGCGGCGACUCGAAGGUGGUCCCGAGCUGCUGUUUGAUCACAUUGUGAACCUCACAGAGUCUUCCAGGAAGAAGCUCAUCUUUUGGCCGGUGCUAACAGCGCUGCUCAUUCUAUGCCCCGACAUUGUAAGCAAGGCUGCCAUCGGAGAAGGCCGGAAACAAGGCAGUGUGGCGAAGAAGGUCAACUUCCUGGAGACUUUGCGCAAAAGCUUGCGGGUGAGCAAGCUUAGCGAUAUGGCUGCUAUAUGCUGUGUGGACAUCGUUCGAGCAGCAUCCUGCACUCCACUGAGUGACGCCGGCCUGCGGCUCAUCGUGCCGGAUCUGGAGGCAGACCUCAGAGAAAAGCUGUUCGACCCUAGCCAUCCGCCACUCAACAAUAACCGUCAGAUCGAGACUUCGAUCAUUGUCGAAGCGUUCGUGGCCUUCUUCCGCUUGGAUCCUCAAAAGACCCUCAAGACACUGGUGCCAGUGUGCUUGGGCAGUUCCAGCCCUCAGCCAUUCAAGCUCGCGCUGAUUCGCAGUUGCAUUCAGAUGGCCAGCGAGCGCAACAGACUUCCGUGGACUCCCGACGUCUCGCUGCUGUAUCCGCACAUCAGCGCGCAAGCCCGCACGACCGCCAAGGACAUCAUCUUCAAGCUGCAUAAGACGGAUGCGGCAGCGACUCAUGCAACUCAGUCGGCCCUCAUUGGUAGCACGACCAAGACAGACAAACGGUCUUUGCGAACGCUUGGAGCUUCGAAGAGCAUUCCAGGAGCAGGCGUUGUGGAUGAGAGUCAAGGCAGGAUCGACGUACUGCAAGCGAUACUGAAGCUUUGGUGCUUGGACAUCAGAGCGAUGUCCUACGGCCUCGACUAUACAGGUUCAGCGACUCUUUCAGCGUUCGUUGGACCCGAAAACGUUGGCGACCACGAGGUCAUAUCGAGAGCUGCACUCAGCGCAGACAGUCCGCUUGCUCUCAUUUACUUUCUCGGUCGCAUCGCCCAUACCACCGAUCACAUCCACCUUCAUGAGCUGGCUCUUGAUCUGAUGGACAUAUGCUCUCUUGGUCUGUACGAUCCUGCCAUCGUGGCGGUCGACUUCAUGAAGACAACGCAACGGGCGCUCGUCUCGUGCACUUCGCUCUUCACCCGCGGUAUUGCAGAUCACCUUGCUCAAAGCGAAUCGACAGCGGACCAGCGUCACUGGCUUAGUAUCUUGAGCCGAACAAUGAAGAGGAAAGUCAAUUACAUCUCUAGCCUGAGGGCGUCUGGAGUCGAGCCGUUGACUCUGCCAAACAUUCCGACAAACUCCGAAUUCAUGUCAGAAGGGCGGGCAAUGGAGGCGGCGUUGCUGCUCAGUAUUUGUUCCUCUGACACAGACGUUUGCUCGGAAGCAUUGCGCUGCUGCGGUCAGAUAGCUUCGCUACGAGAGAUCGUGGUUGGCUUGCUGGGCACAAGCCAAGAAUGGGCCGUCCUGAUGCGAGAAUUAUCGGACCCAUCAUUCUCUCAGACUGGCGGCCGGAUUGCUCAGCAAAAGCGUAUUCGUGCCCUUUUGCGGGGUGCGACGCUGCCGACUAGGGCCAGCGCUCAAGCUUGGUGCGAGGCGUAUCAAAGAUGGGGCAGUCUCACACAACUGGUGGCGCGGCCCCUCGCGGAUGAGACCAGCGAUGCGGCGCAAGAGAAAGCAGCUCAGUGGCACAAUUAUGCAGGCUUCCUUGCAGCUCUUGGAGGUACAUGCGUGCUACCUGACGAAGAGUCGCUGAAGACGGCGCCGAAGGAGACGAUGAUCGACCCUCCGGUCCACCUCGUCGAAUCCUUCAUGCAAGAAAUGGUCGAUUUGUUAGUCUCCGAUUCAGUUUGGGUCCGAGAGAAAGUCAAGGAGACGCUCGGCCUAGAUCUCAGCCCUCGCCUCAACGGCAUUCUGUUCCGACAAGUGCACGCUGUGCUCAGCGAUUUCUUCGACAAGAGCACUGGCCUGCCUCGCCCAGCAGACAUGUUCACGAUAUUCGUGGAACAAUCCGUCAGCGUUACUCAGAUGGUGCUCAAUCGCAUGACUGCAGGUACGGAAGCCACGAAUACUGUGGACAUUGGCAGCCUCAUGGUGCUCUACGUCGAGUACGUCAAUUCGUUAGGCCGGAAAGAGCAGGCGGUUCGCAUCAAGACAUCAAUGUGCCACCUUUGCGAGGCGUUGAUGCAUAAAAAGAGCUUCUUCGCUUUUUCAAACGAGCUGCGCGUCCGCAACAGGCUGUUCCAAGCCUUGGUCACCUGGACAUCAGACUCGUCCGAUGAAGCUCAAGGCACCGAGAAGCUUGACCGCCUCCAAAGGGAACUCGAUGUGGUAUGCCUCAAGACCAUCUCCAUCCUCCUGGAUCGCUUGCCGCUGUUGUUGGCGGAUGAUGCUUUGCUGCUGGAUGACAAAGUUGAAUGGGCAAAAUCUCGACAGUUCUCAUUGUACUUCAACUACUUCAUCAAGGUGCUAAAUCGCGCUCGUACGCUUGAGGAAGCUGCAACUGAGCGAGCCAAAUCUGGAGGGGUUGGUGUUGGCGCAGCUGGCGUCAGCGGCGGUGCCAUCAGCUCUUCUGUCUCCAUGGCUCUUGGAGUCUCUGCAGCAAAGUUGAGGGAACAACAUCAGCAGGCCAUGCGAGAGCUGGGUCCCUUGAAGGAGUCUGCCAUUCUAGCUUUGUCGAACCUAUUAGCCAGCAACAUCGAUUCUGGUCUUCAGCAUUCCUUGCCCCUUGCCUACAACGACGAUCAGCAACUCCGUACUGCGUUCAUGCAAAUCAUGACGAAUGUUCUUAAUCAAGGCACAGCAUUUGACGACCUGGAGCGCUUAUCAGCGUCUCACAAGCACUCUAAGCUCAUCGAACUCAUCUGCGAGCCAGACAUGCAGCUCGCUCUAUCGGUGUGCAACAUAUGUAAAGGCAAUGAUGUCGACAACAUGGACUACGUUCUCCUGAGCAUCUUCGACUCUAGAGGUGGUAUCAUCAAAUUCCUCAAGGCUGCGCUAGCAGAGGAAAUAUAUCGGACGCCGAGCGAAGAGAUGGUCUUUAGGUCAAACUCCUUUAGGACCCACCUCCUAUCCGUCUUUGGUCGCACCCAUGGAUACGAAUACCUGCGAUCGAUCAUGGCUCCGCUGAUCACAGAGAUGGCCAAUAAGCCGCGCGGGUACUCUUUUGAGAUAGACCCGCACCGCAUCGAACCCGGAGAGUCAGUGCACAUCAAUCAACACCGUCUUGAAGAGAUGGCGCAGACGUUCAUUGAUCAGAUCUGCUCUUCUGCGCAUCGUGUUCCUGCCGUCUUACGAGAGCUUUGCCGACACAUUCGCUCUCUGAUGGAUGCGCGUUUCCCAACUUCGCGGUAUCAAGGCGUUGGCGGUUUCAUGUUCCUGCGCUUCAUUUCUCCAGUAGUGGUAGCGCCUCAGAUCAUCGAUAUCAACCUGACUGGUCCUAGCAAAGAGCUUCGUCGAGGCUUGCUCCUCAUCAGCAAGAUUCUGCAGACACUUGCCUCGAACAAUCUCUUCCCACCGCACAAGGAACCCUUUAUGACGUGUCUCAACGACUUCUUGAAAGGCAACGUUUGGCGGGUGGCCACCUUUUUGGAUCAGGUCUCCGAUGCACGCACCGAUCCUGACCGCCUACAAGCCGCAGAUCAACCUCUAGGAUACGGCAUCCAUCCCUAUGGCUACGGAAUUGAUCAAGAGGAUCAGCGUGUGAUCCAUCGCUUCCUCUUCGAGAAUGUGGACAAGGUCGGAAAGGAGCUGCUGACUCGAAAUGCUGAUCGACAAAGCUCUCUGGCUAAUGACAGUAAUGGCGCACCCAUGUCACCGGUCGCCGCGUCGCACGCUGCGAUAGGGAUUUCUGCGUCUACCGUUGACAGUCGCCGUACCUACGAGCAAUUAUGCCAGGUUCUCGCAGAAAUGGGCGAUUAUCGGAGCGAAGAGCUUCCUGCCAUCGCUGUGCAGCCAGGCCUUGGCGCAAGCAAGCAGGCCUUCCAAGACUUUCUCCGCCGGAAUAGCGGACGCAACGUCGACGACUCCGCCUACAAGGCGGUGUUCAGGGAAGGGCCGCCCUCUAAAGCUGGCCGCCCAGUGUUCUACUACAACGCGGCGCAGCAAAACGCGAAGACCAUGGACUACGAAGGUCUCAUCUUUUACGUCUUACAGUGCAUUGAAAGCUGCGUGUCACGCAACUUUGAUCUCGUCCUAGACUGUACCGGCCUGCAUCCUGUCAACAUGACGCCGCACCAAUGGCUGACGUAUUUCGCGACAAUGGUGCCGCCUGAGGUGGCAGGCAACAUGCGCAACGUUAUCGUCUUCAACGCGAACACCACAGCGAGGCUGUACGCUCGGCCGUGGUAUGCACAGGCGGGUGACCCCGGCGUUCAAGUCGGUCCCUCUGGGCGUGCUGCGCUUGCGUCGGUGCCGUCACAGAUGAGUAUCGCGUACUGCAAUUCUAUCGCAGAGAUCGAGGCUUUCAUCGAGCGGCGCAAUUUGGCCCUCGAUCCGACGACAAUCGCAAUCGCGACUUCUGCGGCGGAGAUGCGCUUCACGCAAAUCACCAUGGUAUGGUACUACCGCUCUCUCAUUCCGGUGUCCUUCAGGAUAGGUGGAGAACACCUGCAGAUCACAGCCCUGAAGCCUCAAGAGAUCGUGCCUGGCCGCAGCGGCUUCACGAAUGAUGUCUUUCAUCUUGCUGACAUCGACGACGUCAGAGCCAUCUCAGCUCGUGGAGAUGACACCACCUUCUUUGUCACUUGCCGUGGAGGUACCAUUUCUUUCCUCUUCAACAGCCGGGAUCGCGCCGAAAUCGUUCAAAGCCUCCGCCAAGCUAAAGCGCGCAUUUCGCGUUUCCGCCCGAGCAAGGCCCUCGACCGAACGCUGCUGCCCUCUGACGUACCUGGAACGCUGCUCAACAUGGCCAUGCUCAACGUGACGAGCGGGGACGCAAGCCUUCGAGUGAGCGCAUACAAUCUUCUCUGCGCAUUGUCGACGUCUUUCAAUUUUGGAGCCAGCAAUGCACGCAGGCGUCUGCUGAGUGCGAAAGGCCUGGCGAUCCCAGCCAACACGCUGAGCUUCGUCUCCGAGCUUAGCCGUGACUUUGCGGUAGCAGCACCUGGCGUUACUCUUGAGUUCUUGCUCUCUUUCUUCGAGGGCUUUGAACGAGCAACGCUGAGCCAGAAGACGCUGUGCCUGUACUACAUGGCGCCAUGGCUAUCAAAUCUAGUCAUGUUUACCCACACAGCUCGGGAGCAGCAGGGUGAAUAUCAGAAGCGCAUCAAAGAAAUUCUUUCCCAGCUCAUUGCUAUCACGGUCAAGCAGCCUGAGAUGUAUUCGGCUAUGCAAAGAGCAGUUUGGUCUCAGAUCAGCAGGUUAGACGACCUUAUUCCUCUGUUCGUCGAGGUGUUUUGCGAGGCUGCGAUGGAUUCAGGUCUACACACGCCUCGAUUUGAGUGCGUUCUCGACACUAUGGUUUCUUUCAGCUCCAUCAACCUGCGUGGCAAGCUACUCGCUCGGCUGAGGCGAGUGAUCGCAAAGACAGCUCAGAAUCCGACCGCUGGUGCACUGCAUGACAACAUAGCGUGGAAAGAAAUUGCCACACUGGUCAGGAUGAACAUGGUUCUGUCGUUCACAAGUCGACUCGAGGGCUUGAUCUACCUGCCAGAGCUGCUCCACGUGAUUCUUCUUCUUGCUGGCAAUGGUGUCGAUGCCACACGCCAUUCUUUCUAUGGUACAGCGGUGAACCUGAUUCACUCUCUCUGCACAGAAGACCAAAGAGACAUCAAGCGCGAGCCUCAAACCCUUGCCGGUUUGCCCACUUCAAGCUCCUCUCCUCACGACCUGCAAGGCGCCGCGAUGAAGGAGCCCCCAGCCAACAUUGCCGCAGACAACAGCAACAAGCUUCGCGCUCUUUUGACCCGCUUUGCGGAAGAUGAAUACUUGGCGCUGUUUGGUCUGCCUGCUGGAUCUGUGAGCCCACUCAACGCUUCCAUCGACGUAGUUCGGGAUAUGCCCAGCAAUGCUGCUAUAGAGCGGUUAGCCUCGGUCAUGUACGAGGUAGCGGAACUCGCAGCUCCCACCACGGACACCGCAAAUAGCUGGAGAGCUCGACUUACUAGUCUUGUGACUAGCACUGCAUUCCAGUACAACCCCAUCAUCCAGUCUCGAGCGUUCUUGUUACUAGGGUGCUUGGCCGAUCUCACCCGCUCCAUGAUGACCGAUAAGGGCGCCACAACAGGAAACUUGAACGGUCAAGUUGAAAAGAGCGUCACACGUAAAAGCGGCAGCCGAGAGGCAGACAUGGCCUUCGAAGUGGAUGACGAUCUCCUCUACCAAAUUCUCGUUUCCUUACGCGGCAGCAUUACCGAAUGGGCGAAUGCAAGCAACGAUGCACCAAUCAUCAGUAUUGUCACUUGCCUUAGCAAGGUCGUCAAGAUUCUUCCCGAUAGAUCGCGGUAUCUGCCGCAGCUCUUCUGGCUGGGCAUCUCUAUGAUCCAGUACGGGCAUGUCCCGCUCUUCAAAGCAGGCACUGAACUCUUGCUUGCCACGGUCACCAGCAUCUGGGACAGAAACCUUUUGCAAGAGGGACAGAUCGAUCUCAUCACCUUCCUCAUCGAUGGGAGGUACGAGUUCCGGGACGCGGCAUGCCGCCUGGAUGAUGAGACGGGAGUCGAUUUUGAAAUCAACUUUAGCUUCGCAGCGGCGGCACUGCUAGUUAAAGGUCUUAGACAUCCUUCAACCAAGAGUGCCACUACCGAGCUAUUGCGUGCUCUGCUGCAGUACACUGGCUUCGAUAGCAGUCACGCUUCCAGAUCGCCAGACGGAAGGAUAUCGGUACCACAACUCGGAUUCUUCAUUGGUCUCCUACCUACGGCGACGCGGCCCGAGGACUUUGGCGAACUUCUCAGUCUGGCGGGCGCGGCGCAAGGAGUCUGCACAGCAGCCAUCGAAGCUCGCAAGCAAGGCGGCGAGGCGAGCGGACUUUUCAAACAUCUUGACGCCACCGAGAACAAGGUCGCGCUUCUCAUUGUGACCCUGAUUGCGGCUCUCUUACAGCACGCUGAAAAUGAUGCCGAACGGCUACUGCUGUACGGCUUCCUUGCCGACUCGGCUCAAGAGGUGCCGGCGAUCGUCUCCAUCCUGUACGACUCGCUUGCGCCGGGCAUGCGUGACGUCUUUGUCAACUCGCAGAAUGGGCCCAUCCUGGACGCCGUGCACACAAUCGCCAGAAUUGCGGUCAGCGAGCCAGUCUUUGCAGCGCAAGCCCUAGAGACGACUCGUCGCGGCGGACCGGGCGCGUACUUGGACGAAACUGGCUAUGCGAGCCUGCUUGACUGCGGUGACUUUGCGCCCUUGCCCGACGUCCGCCGCCUCACGCUCGCAAAACUUUCGACCGCUCUCCUUGCUGGGCUCAUCGAUGCUGGCACUGCUUAAUCUUCCAAGUGCCUUGUCCUUCCACCUGCCUGAUGCAGCGGCUCUUUCAAGCUGACAACCUUUUUCUUUUUGUGCGUGGGGUGCAACGCAAGACCGCUUCGAUCAUACAAUAGCGGCACGAGUAGCAUCCAUCUUCCCAAACACCGCUACGACGGCUCAGACAGCCGACUUGUGCGGGAGUCGCACAACACCACGCAGACUCACCUAAUUGGCUCUACCACCAUCUCCUGUCAACGGAUUUGCCGGUCUUGUCACGUUUUCAUGUCUUAGUAUCGACUCAAUGUCCUCGCAGCUCCAUCGUUGACGUCUCUGUAAUUCAACUCAGUCAAAG